Coniosporium apollinis CBS 100218 is the source of this 2568-nucleotide messenger RNA. RefSeq lists its product as uncharacterized. The record is from RefSeq and is a predicted model, not a curated record. Gene Ontology annotation, molecular function: calcium-dependent cysteine-type endopeptidase activity. Bases 1 to 2568 code for a protein of 855 amino acids. Gene Ontology annotation, biological process: proteolysis. NCBI's taxonomy places the organism in Eukaryota, Fungi, Ascomycota, Dothideomycetes. The transcript is spliced from 6 exons.
AUGAAGGCAUUGAAGAUCGCAACAGACCGCGAGCAGAAGUCUGAUAUGACAUCGCGAUGUCAGAACCUUCUCACCGAAGCUGAGCGCAUCAAGACCAUCUCACAAUGGCCCUUGACUCCAGCCAUGACUCCGGGCCCUGCCAGUAGUCCACCCGCGAGUCCGCUCACGCUUCGUUGUGGAACCGAAACCAUCGGAACGCCAACUUCAGCGCGCAUCAGGCAGCUUGUCGAGCCCGUCUCGUCUCGCGAGGUUUCGAAAGCCGAGCAGAUCAUUCUUCUCAGGUCUUCGAAGCUGAAUGGCUUCACGUUUCCACCAUGGCAGGGAGCCCCCGAACCAGAUGAGUUUGCACUCAGUCAGGGAGCUGAGGCUUUUCGUGACACGCCGCAGCUGGGUCUCUCUGCCUCUCAGAUUGAGUUCUUCGACGGAUGGGAGCGCGCCCACAGUGCCAUUCCACCACCCACGUGGUUUCCCGGAGAGCGGAAAGCAUUGGGUCCUACCAUGUACUCUCGUCGCCCGGUAGAUCUGGUUCAAGAUCUCGCUUCUGACUGCUCUGUCGUCGCGAGUCUCUGCUCCUGGACCGCUCGAGCGGAAAGGGGUAAUCCGAGAAUGCUCUCCAAGAUUAUGUACCCUCAUGACGCUGACAAUCUGGCUCCCAGAAUCUCAGCAAACGGGAAGUAUGUUGUCCGCCUCAACUUCAACGGAUGCUAUCGCAAAGUGAUUAUUGACGAUCGGCUGCCGUUGUCCAAAAACACUCGAGUGCUGCAUGUUAUUGACCGUCGGAACCCAUCACUACUGUGGCCAGCGCUGCUCGAAAAGGCGUACCUCAAAGUAAGGGGCGGCUAUGACUUUCCCGGUAGUCACUCCGGGACAGAUUUGUGGAUCAUGACAGGCUGGAUACCAGAGCAAGUCUGGCUCGAAAAUAGCGAAACCGAUGCAGACCAGCUUUGGAGCAGAAUACUAAGCGCGUUCAAUAAGGGCGACGUGCUCAUCACUCUGGGGACGGGCAGAAUGAGCCAUCGCAUCGAAAGACAGCUAGGUCUCGAGGGAGAGCAUGACUACGCCGUACUCGACCUGAAAGAAGAGGGAUCUAGCAGAUUGUUGCGUCUCAAGAAUCCGUGGUGUGAAGGGACGUCCUGGAAGGGGAAGCUGCCCGAAUCGUCUACCACUGAGAGAUUCGAGGCUGAAUCCGAGCUCAGUGCCUUACGUCAUGCGCGUGAGCAAGGCAUCUUUUGGAUCGACAUCAACAACGUUCUUCGGCAUUUUCAGUCCAUCUUCCUGAACUGGAACCCAGGCCUGUUCUCCUACCGCCAGGAUGUUCACUUUACAUGGGAUCUCUCCAACCGACUUGACUCAGUAACUUGUUUUGUCAACCAUCCUCAGUUCAAGAUUGUUGCCAAAGGCGAAAGCAUUGUGUGGCUUCUUCUUUCCAGGCACCUCAAGGACAGAGACGGCCAAUCGAGAGUAGCCAAGGAGGAUCUAGCAGGCUACAUCAGCAUGUUCGCCUUCGACAGGAAGGGAGCCCGGGUUUACUUAAGAGAUGGCUGUCUGGAGCGCGCGCCUUACGUAGACUCUCCACAUACACUUCUCCGCUUGCAACCCGACGUCGAUAUCACCUACAGCAUUGUGAUCGACGAGGAAGACAUGUCGUCUACUCCGCACAGCUUCACGCUCUCUACUUUCUCUACAUUACCCGUCGUACUUGACAAGGCUUACAGUCCCUACUCUUCUCAGCGGUUGAUCAGUGGUGCAUGGACUCAAGCAACGGCUGGCGGCAAUGUUAACGAUCCGACUUACUCGGAAAACCCCCAGUUCAGCCUCAGAGUGGUCGAGCAGAUAGCCGCAGCUAUCCUUAUUCAGACGCCCUCAAAUGACGUCCAUGUCCACGUCAAGCUCGUACAUGGCCGCGGCCGACGCGUUUACACGCUGACAAGCAAGGAUGUGAUCGCUGAUUCAGGCCAACACCGAAGAGGCAGUGCUGUAAUCGAAAUCAGCGACCUCUACCCGGGUAGUUAUACUCUCGUCUGCUCCACCUUCAAAGCCGGUCAGCAGGCCGACUUCACCUUGCGAGUCGAUUCGACGUCGGAAUGCGAGCUCAGGCAGCUUCCGGGUGAAGGUGCCGGGCGACUCAGACUGCCACUCGCAGACGUCCGCUUCGGUUACUCCGUGUCGAGAAUCGCUGCACCUCUCGUGCCACGCCGUUUCGUGUGCAUCAGCGUCGUAGCUAAGUUCAUCCGCAGCGUCGCGUUUCCUUCUAACGACCUCUUGUCAUUCGACGAGGGGCAGGCCGGGGCUCGCAGCCCUCUGCGCGUUACGGUCGAGCUCGGCACCGGGCCGAACCGUCGGGUCCUGAUCGCCAGCUCCGGCGGCGCGUACAGUGACGCUGUGAGUGGAGUCAGGACGGAAGACGUGGAUCUGAGCCCGCAGAUGCUCUACACGAGCGACAUGUGGCUCGUCCUAGAUCGGCUCUGCGGGCCAGCUAGUGGGAGCCAGGAGAUCUAUGGCGUGGAAGUGUUCUGCGACCAGCCGAAAGCCUUGGAUAUCGGAGUAUGGCGGAACUGGGAUUUCUGA